CAACUCUUCGGACAGGAAACUAAGGACGUGUGUGGCUGCUGAUCUACCUGAGAUUACUGCCAAAUCACAUCACCUUCAACCCUCGACUUCAACGAAACUCUGUGACAAGUACAACACUAAAAAUCUUCACCAGAAAAAUUUUAGGAUUCUGGAUAAAAGAACAGCAGAGAAGAUGAUAAAGAUGAGGAUGAAAAUGACACCCAUUUCACAAUACCCACCAUGUCUUCGUCCUAAACCUCACCCACAUCCACACUGUCUUUUUCUUUCUUCUUACUCCCACCAUAAUCUAACCAAAUUCUCACCAAUUUCAAUCCAAAGAAUAUGAAUGAAUUUACCCACGAAAAAUAAAAUCAAAGAAUCCCACAAAAGUUUCAUUCUUUAAUGUUAUUUUGUAUGUGUAGAAAUCUAACACAUGUUGGCUUAAGAAGUAUAAAUUAGAUGCUGGUUUGUGGGUCUUUUACAGUAGAUGGUUAUAGAGAUGAACCACUAUCCAACCGCAACAAAUACGGCGUCGUAUUUCCAAUUUUGCCCAUCUGGGUACUUCAAAUUUGCCGAUUUUAGACGUGGGCAGAAGUUAUUUGGUGGUGUAUAUGGGUUAGUAGUGUUGCAGAAAAAGGAGUUACGCCGCCUUAAAUUUGUGGUUUCUGCAGAGUUUCAAAAGCCUUUUACGCUGAACUUUGGUUUGGAUUUUCAGACUUUUCAACCUCAUGAUGUGUCCCAACUGCGUUGGAUUGGCCCUGUUCCUGGAGACAUUGCAGAGGUGGAGGCUUACUGCAGGAUAUUUAGGGCUGCAGAAGUUCUACAUUCUACAUUGAUGAACGUUUUAUGUGAUCCUGUAACUGGUGUCUGUACAGUUUCAUACGAUUUCUCCUCAGAGGUGUUGGAAGAUAAGAUAGUUACAGUACUCGGAUGGAUGAUCUCUCUCUUAAAUAAAGGAAGGCAAGACGUUCUUUCUGGCAGGUCAUCACUUAUGACAUCCUUUCGUGUUGAAGAGAUAAACACUAUGGAGGACAAGCUGCCACCGCUUGCAAACUUCAGAGGUGAGAUCAAGAGAUGUUGUGAAAGUCUGCAUGUUGCGCUGGAGAAUUACUUAGCACCUGGUGAUGAUAAAAACCUUGAUGUAUGGAGGAAACUUCAACGCCUGAAAAACCUGUGCUAUGAUUUGGGCUUCCGGCGGGGGGAAGAGUGUCCCAGUCAUAUGUUGUUUGCCAAUUGGGUACCAGUAUCUAUGUCCACUAUCAAAGAAGACAUAAUGCCUACAGAUUCUGAUGUGGCUUUCUGGAGAGGUGGUCAGGUGACGGAAGAAGGUUUGAAGUGGUUAAUUGACAAAGGUUUCCGCACCAUUGUUGAUCUUAGAGCUGAGUCUGUGAAAGACAAUUUCUAUCAAGCUGCGAUAGAUGAUGCUGUUGGCUCUGGGAAGGUUGAGUUGAUUAAGUUGCCAGUUGAGAUUGGAACAGCACCUUCAAUGGAGCAGGUUGAGAAAUUUGCGUCUUUGGUAUCUGAUCCCUCCAGGAGACCCCUCUAUCUGCAUAGUAAAGAAGGCGUAUGGAGAACUUCAGCUGUGGUUUCAAGAUGGAGGCAGUAUGUGGCCCGCUGUGAGAAGCAGCUUGUUUCCAAUGGUUCCAUUUCUGCUGACGGAACUUUAGCGCAAGGAACAGAUGGAAUGUCUUCGAUUGAUACAUCUUUAACUGCAAAUGCGGAGAAAUUUCUGGAGGAUGGAAAAUCCUUGCUGGAUAUAAGAGAUUCCACAAGCACCCUUAAUGGGGUAUUGUCUAGUCAAGAUUCAGUAAUUAUUGAAAAACGUGUUCAGCUAACCAAGGGGGGAAGCAAUGAUCACCUUAAUAACAGUGAAUGUGUGCCAUUAACUGAACAUAAUUCUAGUUUGUUAGAGUCUGGUGCAACUGCAAAUAUUGACCCUUUCAUGUCACAACGUCCUCCCAGUAAUAUCUUGUCUAGAAAAGAAAUGUCCAAAUUUUUUGGUAGCAAAAAAGUUUCUCCUUCUGCUUUUGUAGACUUCCGACGGAAACGGUCAGAGUUGGUUCCUUCUCCAAAAAAAGCAUAUGCUAGUAGCAGUAAGAAAAUUGAGCAAGUCGGAAUGGAUUCUGUGGGAACUCUGAUGGAGAUUGAGAGUACAAAUGGUUCAUCUGGUAGCAAGGAUCUUUUUAAGCGUGGCCCACAAGAAGCUACAGGGAAUGGUACAACUCUAGCUUGCAGUGAUCGCAACUCUAGUGGUUCAAUUACUAAUAGGGAUAGGCCUCCCAUUACGACAAAUGAGCCUUUAACUAGUGUUACGAAAAAAAAUUUGGGCAAGGACAUGUCGGAAGCUACUGGGUCUAAUCAGAAGAAUAAUGGUCAUGUCUCUGUAGUUCCAGGAGAUAAGGGUGUGGAGGUAAUUGACGGAAACAUGUGUGCUUCAGCAACUGGUGUUGUUAGAAUACAGUCAAGAAAAAAAGCGGAGAUGUUCCUCGUUCGCACUGAUGGGUUCUCUUGUACAAGAGAAAAGGUGACAGAAUCAUCACUUGCAUUUACGCACCCGAGUACACAGCAACAGAUGCUUAUGUGGAAAUCUACACCAAAGACUGUCCUUUUAUUGAAGAAGCUUGGGCCAGAACUUAUGGAGGAAGCUAAAGAGGUUGCAUCUUUCUUAUAUCACCAAGAAAGGAUGAAUGUUCUUGUUGAGCCAGAUGUGCAUGAUAUAUUUGCAAGAAUACCGGGGUUUGGUUUUGUUCAAACAUUUUAUGGUCAAGAUAGCAGUGAUCUUCAUGAAAAGGUCGAUUUUGUUGCAUGUUUGGGAGGUGAUGGGGUGAUUCUCCAUGCAUCAAAUUUAUUUAGAGAUGCGGUGCCUCCGGUGGUGUCAUUCAACCUUGGAUCUCUUGGUUUUCUCACAUCCCAUAAUUUCGAAGGCUAUAAACAAGACCUUAGACAAGUUAUUCAUGGAAAUAAUACCACAGAUGGUGUUUAUAUAACACUGAGGAUGCGGCUUCGAUGUGAGGUUUUCAGAAAUGGCAAAGCAAUGCCUGGUAAAAUAUUUGAUGUGUUAAAUGAGGUGGUGGUUGAUCGUGGUUCAAACCCAUAUUUGUCUAAAAUUGAGUGUUAUGAGCAUGACAGACUUAUAACCAAGGUCCAAGGUGAUGGGAUUAUAGUGGCAACACCUACUGGAAGUACAGCAUAUUCAACAGCUGCAGGAGGUUCCAUGGUUCAUCCAAAUGUUCCCUGUAUGUUGUUUACCCCUAUUUGUCCACAUUCACUUUCAUUCAGACCGGUGAUACUUCCAGAUUCCGCACGGCUGGAAUUGAAGGUCCCAGCGGAUGCAAGGAGCAAUGCUUGGGUAUCCUUUGAUGGCAAGAGAAGGCAACAACUUUCUCGAGGAGACUCAGUACGAAUAUCGAUGAGCAAGCAUCCACUCCCUACUGUCAACAAGUCAGAUCAGACUGGCGAUUGGUUUCAUAGUCUGAUUCGUUGCCUAAACUGGAAUGAGAGGCAAGAUCAAAAGGCCCUUUGAAGCAUUCUCCAAUCUUAUCUGGUGACAGGUUCAUGUAAAUUGCUGUACAUAACUUUUCAUAUAAUCUGCAAAUAUCAUAAUUAUAGGGAUUAACAACACCAUCAAUUCCUCGGGUGGCCACGUCAUUUUUGACAUAAAUAUAUUUUUUGGAAGUCAUACUGUAUAUUGAUCAGUUCAUAUACAAUGCAAUAAAAAACACUUUUUUCCUCUCUUGA
Molecule: messenger RNA, 3717 nt
Organism: Beta vulgaris subsp. vulgaris (sugar beet)
Lineage: Eukaryota; Viridiplantae; Streptophyta; Magnoliopsida; Caryophyllales; Amaranthaceae
Product: NAD kinase 2, chloroplastic
Exons: 8
Coding region: 467-3502 (1011 amino acids)
Biological process (GO): NAD+ metabolic process; NADP+ biosynthetic process
Molecular function (GO): NAD+ kinase activity
Source: RefSeq, a predicted model, not a curated record